GGGGACGCGGGGCCGAGGGCGGGGGGGGGGCACGAAGAGGAGCCUGCCCGCGGGAGGAGGCAUCCAAGGCGGAGGAGGCGGCGGGGCUGAUGCUGGGUGUGGCCUAGCUUGGGCCUGACUGGUGGGGAGCCCAGGACUGAUAAGACUCCUCGUUGCCUAGCAACCGCAGGCCUGCCACCACCAGGAUACCACCCUCUCCAUGCAGCUGGUCCAGGCUUCUGAAUGUCUUCAGUUUCUCCCCUAGACCAGGUCCCACAGCCAGAGUGUUGCAUGGACGUGAUGGAUGUCAACGUUAGCUGCCCAGGCACGGACCAGUGUGCUUCAGGCUGCUACCGGCGCUGGAACGAGGAUGGAACGAGCAGCUGCGUUCGGUGCAGAAAUGAAAGUCUUCCGGUCACCGGGCCUUAUGCUGUGGAGUGCAGAAGCCUUGGCAACAAAGAAAUUAAUUUCACAUCCUACAGAACGACAGUGACGCCCCUACUCCAGACCCUGGGGGGCCCCCAGGUGGCUGUCUCCCUCUUCUUGGGCACCUUCUUCAUUAGCUCCUGCCUCAUCCUCUCCGUCGCUUUGUUCUUCUACUUCAAACGCUCCAGUAAGCUCCCCCAUUUCUUCUACAGAAGGAACAAAGCUUCUGUCCUACAGCCUGGAGAAACUGCUGCCAUGAUCCCUCCUCCAAAUUCUUCAGUCCGGAAGCCACGCUAUGUGAGACGGGAUCGGUCACUGCCAAGACCUACCACACCUACCAUGAUCUCCUCUGUCGAGACUCGGGUCAGCAACGUUUAACCGUCAAGGUUUACCCAAGAACUUUUUCCAUGAACAAUUUCAGAGACUUCUCUUUGCCCGCUGAUGGGCCAGGAAAAAAUAUCCUUGGCAGCUGAGUUUCCAGCGAGCCCAACUCCUGGGUCAGACAGGUCUGAGCCAAAUUGAGCAAGCACAAAGGAGACAGCAGGAGGCAGGGGUGGCGACCCCGGCUCGAAGGAACCCUGUGACCUCGUCGGGCACCUCUGAGAUCUUCCUCUCAUCUGGGUUUUUGAUCUGUCUCUUAGCUACAGAUACCUUGUUAAAAAGCUCCAGACAGCCUAGCUUGCCUUGACAGGAAAGUCAUUUCCUUCCAUCUCCAGUGUGGGGCAGGAUGCCGUUAGGGCCCUCGCCUCUUCCGAGGAGCAGUCAGCCUGGCUCUGAGAAAAGGGUUUGAAUCCUGCACCUCGCCUCCUCCUCCUUGUUCCCACCCUGUCUCUCCUCAAAGCAGGCCAUUUGGGAAGACCCUCCCCCGCCCAAGUCCAGAGUUUACCUGCACCCAGAACCUUUCACUCCUCAGGGGUCUUUGGCCACUUCUCUGUGUAGAUGCCCCACCAGCCCCAGCCCUCACAUCCUUGUUAUGUAGGGUGAGCUGUGCAUUUCCUGCUUCCCUAAGCUGGGGAAAGUGGGUCCCACUGGCUUUUCAGGGAAGGUUUUCCCCUUGUUCCCCCUGUCCUGCUCUAGACAGGCCUGUCCGGCUCACUCCUGAGGUGGGCCUUCUCUUGCCUGAAGCAAAGGGCCCCCCAGGCUCACAGAGCAUCGUGUUUGCAAUGCAGACCUGAAACAACUGUGUUCUACUUUGCUCCCAGAUGAGGCUGCCUAGAUGCCACCUCAUUCUCAUCAGCUACCAGCCAGGGCCCCGGCUUUUUGGCACUUCAGGAGAGCAAAGAAGCUAGAACAAGUGCCCCUCUUUUGAUCUAAUCUAGGCUUACAAUGCACAUUUGACAAGGCAGGGUGGUCCUGCCUCCCUCCCUCCCUGGUCCCAGCUGGGGCCUGGCCAGGUAGCAGCAUCUGGGCCACAGCCAAAAGUCAAGGGAAGAAGAAACUAAGGAGAAAGUUCCCAUCUACUAACAGCUUCAAGUCAAGCAGUGUUGUGUUCCUAGACUUGAUUUAAAUUAGCAGCUGUGCCAUGAAGCCCCUUAGGAAAGAGCCAAUACCCCGCCCUCCCCCUGCCCAGGUAGAAUGGAGGCUGAGAAGGAGGGAAUGGCCAGCCAGAGCUCCUGAGAGUCCUCAAAGGGAAAGGCAGAUUCCUGCUCCAACCUGGGAGGGUGGUGGGGGCAGCCAGCUGUCUAGGGAUCCCCAUAGUUCCCAGAGUAGACAUGUUGUAGCAACAUUGCUCACAGGAUGGUUUUUGUAAAAACAUAUCUGAGUUUUCAUCAUAAGUUCCUUUUGUAAAUGGGAUCCAUGUUCCCUGUGAGGACAGAACAUGCCAUCAGUGCUAUCAGAAUCCUUUGAGAACCUUUGUGCAGGCAGAGAACAAGGAGCAGCUGGGCUUCCCCUGGUCCCAUGUUCCCAGCUCAGUGGGGGCCCUAAUUCUCCCUGAUUAUACCAUCAGCAUUUUGUUCUCCCAUUUAUAAUGACUGAUAGAGCUGGCCACCGAGCUAUCAUUUGAAGCACAAAAUCAAGGGCAGAGGGGUGCCUGGGAACCCCUUUUACAGAGAAGGAAUCCGAGGUGCAGGAGGUCUGACUUAACCCACACUCGCCAAGCUAAUCAGCAGCAGGGUCAGGACUUGAACUAUGGUGUGUGCCCCAACUUGAAAAUUCUUCAGUAAUGUUGAGGGAAUCCCCCAAACUGAGUGCCCUAGCUCUUCUAACAAGGACCAGACAGAGGCUGCAUCUAGCCCAAAGGAGAUUCACAGACCCUUGUAUAGGGAGUGAGACCAGGCCCCAGGUGACUGAGCCAAGGAGCACACUCCUUCCACAGAGCUGCGCUUUUGCCCUUUCUCGACCCAUGUCUGUGCAGUGGGGCCAUUGGCUAGAUGGAGGGUCCCAAGCAUCACCAGAAAGCUUGAGGACAUGACCCAUGUGUUCUAUCAAUGCUGAUGUUGCCUGGAUCACCACUGGGGUUGUAAAGAACUGCCAUCACUGCUGGUGUAUGUUCCAGUGUCUAAAAUUCCACCCCAAGUGUUCCUUGGGCCCCCACCGCCAUGGCCCUAGUCCAGGUCCUAGAUAAUGCAUUGGGAUUGGAGGCACCAAGGUCAUAAGGUGAUGCCCAAGAUCUUGGCCCCUCCCUUGCUUUCCCAAACAGCUGGCUGGCACCUGGGCAGUUCUAAUCCCAUGGAUAUCUGUGCCCUUUGGCCACCCAAGGCUUCAUCCCAAGCCUCCUGCCUGGUCCCUUUGUGCUACAAUGUUUUGUACCUUUUUCUAUUGCCAACUUUAAUAAAUGCUCAUUUCCUGAGACAUGAACUCAGUGGGAUAAUGAUCCAGGAACUG
Trichosurus vulpecula (common brushtail) is the source of this 3231-nucleotide messenger RNA. RefSeq names its product chromosome 2 C1orf159 homolog (gene C2H1orf159). The coding region runs from base 223 to 783 and encodes 186 amino acids. The transcript has 9 exons. The record is from RefSeq and is a predicted model, not a curated record. NCBI's taxonomy places the organism in Eukaryota, Metazoa, Chordata, Mammalia, Diprotodontia, Phalangeridae.